Molecule: messenger RNA, 1493 nt
Organism: Haliaeetus leucocephalus (bald eagle)
Lineage: Eukaryota; Metazoa; Chordata; Aves; Accipitriformes; Accipitridae
Gene: PAICS
Product: phosphoribosylaminoimidazole carboxylase, phosphoribosylaminoimidazole succinocarboxamide synthetase
Exons: 8
Coding region: 59-1258 (399 amino acids)
Biological process (GO): 'de novo' IMP biosynthetic process
Molecular function (GO): phosphoribosylaminoimidazolesuccinocarboxamide synthase activity
Source: RefSeq, a predicted model, not a curated record
GAAACUUGGUAAAAAAGUUAAUGAAGGUAAAACGAAAGAAGUGUACGAGCUGCCGGAUAUGCCGGGAUGUGUUCUCAUGCAGUCAAAAGACCAAAUAACAGCGGGAAAUGCAGCCAGGAAGGACCGAAUGGAAGGGAAGGCUGCCAUUUCCAAUACAACAACUAGCUGUGUGUUUCAGUUGCUUCAAGAAGCUGGAAUCAAAACGGCUUUUGUCAGGAAACAGAGUGACACAGCAUUCAUAGCAGCUCACUGUGAAAUGAUACCAAUUGAAUGGGUGUGCAGAAGAAUUGCUACUGGCUCCUUCCUCAAAAGAAACCCUGGCGUCAAAGAAGGAUAUAAGUUUUACCCACCCAAAAUUGAGAUGUUUUACAAGGAUGAUGCUAAUAAUGAUCCACAGUGGUCUGAGGAGCAGCUAAUUGAAGCAAAAUUCUGCUUUGCUGGACUUACUAUUGGCCAGACUGAAGUGGAUAUUAUGGCUCGUUCUACUCAAGCUAUUUUUGAGAUCCUGGAAAAAUCAUGGCAGCCCCAAAACUGCACUCUGGUAGACCUGAAGAUUGAAUUUGGUGUUAAUAUUCUGACAAAGGAAAUUGUUCUUGCCGAUGUUAUUGAUAAUGACUCAUGGAGACUGUGGCCAUCAGGAGACAGAAGCCAACAGAAGGAUAAACAGUCCUACCGGGACCUAAAAGAAGUGACUCCUGAAGCACUGCAAAUGGUUAAGAGAAACUUCGAAUGGGUUGCAGAAAGAGUGGAGUUACUUCUGAAAACAAAGAGCCAAGGUAGAGUUGUGGUGUUGAUGGGAUCUCCUUCUGACCUCAGUCACUGUGAAAAAAUAAAAAAGGCAUGUGCGACCUUUGGAAUUCCUUGUGAGUUAAGAGUGACCUCUGCUCACAAAGGGCCAGAUGAAACCCUGAGGAUCAAAGCAGAAUAUGAAGGAGAUGGAAUCCCAACAGUGUUUGUUGCAGUAGCUGGCAGAAGCAACGGUUUGGGGCCAGUGAUGUCUGGUAACACUGCUUACCCAGUUGUCAACUGUCCUCCACUCUCAGCUGACUGGGGUACUCAGGAUGUGUGGUCCUCUCUCAGACUACCCAGCGGUCUUGGCUGUCCUACUACUCUGUCACCUGAAGGAGCUGCCCAGUUUGCUGCCCAGAUAUUUGGGUUAAACAACCAUUUGGUGUGGGCCAAACUGCGAUCAAAUAUGUUAAACACCUGGAUCUCCUUGAAGCAGGCUGACAAAAAACUUCGAGAGUGCACCUUGUAAGUUGUACUAACAAGUAACUUUUAUUAGUUAUGCAAAGAUAAUGGCGUGCAUAUUCAUUCAUAUUAGGAUUUACAUCUGGAUGAGUUCAAAAGUCCUGCAUCCUUUUUUACAGAAGAAAGCAUUAUUAGAGCAGCAGAUGAGGUCUGUGUCCUCAUCCUUCCCUUGUGUAUUUUUUUAAUACUUAGUAAAAGAUGGGGAAGUAGUAUUUUAGAUAUCUCUUUCUGUUGCUCCAAAA